AUGGUCACCAAAGAUCUACCAAAAGAACUGUUGAUCUCUAUAUUUCUCUGUGCCGUCGCUCAAUCACCUGCAACGUUGCGCGAGAAUGUUGACCGAAGUGUGGCAUCGUUGAAGGAAACUGUCGAGCACUUGCACGGUCUCUGGAAACAAAUCGAAAUCACUGCAAAGCGACUGGAUUCUGCGUCUUUUGGUCGCUUACUUCACGUGCUCGAGAUUCAUUUGCGGCGAUGUGGACCACUUACCAUCGACGUUCACUGGGAUGCGGAUAUACUCACGUCUCAUACUAUGGAGCUACUUGGAACAUUCGAGAGAUAUGCGCCAUUCCCACGUUGA
Molecule: messenger RNA, 333 nt
Organism: Serendipita indica DSM 11827
Lineage: Eukaryota; Fungi; Basidiomycota; Agaricomycetes; Sebacinales; Serendipitaceae
Source: the annotation of a GenBank genome assembly